Molecule: messenger RNA, 2649 nt
Organism: Porites evermanni
Lineage: Eukaryota; Metazoa; Cnidaria; Anthozoa; Scleractinia; Poritidae
Source: the annotation of a GenBank genome assembly
AAUCUCGGCCUUGCUUAUCACAGCCUUGAAGAAUUCCAACGAGCAAUAGAGUACCACAAUCAACACCUCAGGAUUGCCAAGGAAGUUGGUGACAGGGCAGGUGAAGGACGUGCCUAUGGCAAUCUCGGCCUUGCUUAUCACAGCCUUGAAGAAUUCCAAAGAGCAAUAGAGUACCACAAUCAACACCUCAGGAUUGCCAAGGAAGUUGGUGACAGGGCAGGGCAAGGCAAAGCCUGUGGCAAUCUGGGCGCUACUUAUCACAGCCUUAAUGAAUUCCAAAGAGCAAUAGAGUACAACAAUAAAUGCCUCAUCAUUGCCAAGGAAGUUGGUCACAGGGCAGGUGAAGGACUUGCCUAUGGCAAUCUCGGCCUUGCUUAUCACAGCCUUGAAGAAUUCCAACGAGCAAUAGAGUACCACAAUCAACACCUCAGGAUUGCCAAGGAAGUUGGUGACAGGACAGGUGAAGGACGUGCCUAUGGCAAUCUCGGCCUUGCUUAUCACAGCCUUAAAGAAUUCCAAAGAGCAAUAGAGUGCCACAAUCAACACCUCAGUAUUGCCAAGGACGUUGGUGACAGGGCAGGGCAAAGCAAAGCCUAUGGCAAUCUGGGCGCUACUUAUCACAGCCUUAGUGAAUUCCAAAGAGCAAUAGAGUACAACAAUAAAUGCCUCAUCAUUGCCAGGGAAGUUGGUCACAGGGCAGGGCAAGGGAAAGGCUAUGGCAAUCUCGGCAAUAUUUAUUUAGUUCUCGGCGAAUACCAACGUGCAAUGGAGUACUCCAAGAAAUGCCUCAUCAUUGCCAAGGAAGAUGGUAACAGGAGAUUGGAAGGCAAAGCCUAUUCCGUUCUCGGCGCUACUUACCACAGGCUUGAUGAAUUCCAAACGGCAAUGGAGUGCCACAAGAAACACCUGAGUAUUGCCAAGGAAGUCGGUGACAGAAAAGAAAAAGGACAUGCCUAUUUAAACAUUGGCGACGUUCAUAAAUCCCUCGGCGACGUACCACGAGCAAUGGAGUACUACAAGCAAUCCUUGAGCAAUGCCGAGGAAAUCGGUGACAGGGAUGAACAAGGACAUGCCUAUUGCCGCCUCGGAAGUUGUUAUACACAUCUCCACGACUUGAAGGAAGCAAUAGAGUGUUACAAGCAACACCUGACUAUUGCCGAGGAAAUCGGUGACAGGAAGGGAGAAGCAUGUGCCCAUAGCAGUCUGGGUCGAUCUUUUUUGUAUUCAGAUUCUUUGAAUGAGGCUUUAGAACAUUUUAGAUGCAGUGUAAAAGUCUAUGACUCUAUUAGAGCCAGUUCUAUCUCGGAAGAUGAAUUGAAAAUAAGUUUCCGUACGAAACAUCAAUUUGCCUAUACUCAUUUAUGGCAGGUUUUAGUAAUGCUUAAAAGGAAUGAUGAGGCUUUAUACGCUGCUGAGAGGGGACGGGCACAGGCUUUGCUCGAUGGCUUAAAAGUAGCUUAUGGCCUUACAUCACUUUCUCCCAGGUCAAUUGAAACUGAGGAAGACGUCAGAAAUAUUUCAAGGAAGUCAACUGUUUUAACAGUUUUUCUUGCCCUUCAUUUGAAAACAGUCAAUAUCUGGGUGUUGGGAAAAGAAAGCAACCCUAUCUUUAGGCGAUUGAAGUUAGAAGCAUUUGGAAGUGAGCACGAAGAUUCCUUUACUCUCCUUUUAGACACUGUUUUGAAAAACAUUACUUAUGGCGUCGGUAUUAGGUACGAAAAUCAGGCAAUGUAUAAGUUGAGUGAUGAGUCAACUCCCUCAAGUAUUCGAGACGACAAUCAAACAUCGGAGCCAUCACAGGGGAGCACCGACUUUUUACAGCCACUAUAUGAUGCAGUUCUUGGUCCCAUUGAAGACUUGCUUGAUGGUGAUGAACUAAUUGUAGUUCCUGAUGGCGCUUUGUCUAAAGCUCCUUGGGCAGCCCUGAGUGAAACUUUAAGGAUCCGAACUGUUCCCUCACUGACAAGUUUGAAAGUCAUCACAGAUUCUCCAAUUGAAUACCACAGUAAAAGUGGAGCCCUGCUUGUUGGAGAUCCCUGCUUGAAGAAAAUUACAGAUAAACGGGGGAACCCCAUUUAUCAUCCUCUGAAGUACGCAAGAAUGGAAGUGGAGAUGAUUGGAGAAAUUCUAAAGAGUCAAACUUUAACAGGUGAAGAUGCAACCAAAGAAGCGGUACUUCAGAGAAUCGCGUCAGUUGCUUUGGUUCACAUUGCAGCCCACGGAGGGAGGGAGACUGGAGAAAUUGUUUUGGCUCCAGACCCCCGAUGGGAAUCCAAACCUCCUACGGAGGAGGACUAUACUUUGAAAAUGUCUGACAUACAAGCUGUUAAGCUGAGAGCGAGGCUUGUUGUGCUUAGUUGCCCCUACAGUGGUCAAGGAAAGGUAUCGCCUGAGGGUGUGGUCAGUAUGGCACGUGCUUUCUUGUUUGCUGGUGCUCGUUCGGUGCUGGCGACACUUUGGGCAAUUGAUGACGAAGCCACAAUGAUGUUUAUGAAGUCUUUCUACCAACAACUUGGAAGUGGAGAAAGGGCAAGUGUUGCUCUUCAGAGGGCCAUGAAAUGUCUUCGAGACUCCCACGAUUUUUCUGCGCCAAAGUACUGGGCUCCAUUUGUUCUGAUUGGUGAUGAUGUUAAGAUUGAAUUGGAAUAA